GAUUGGAAAGCAGCCAACCAUGAUGCAAAGUUGAUUUGGCAGCAGAAGGAAUGCUACACCACAGAUUGGAAGAAAGGGAAAGACUUCAAGGAGUGCCAGGAGGAAGGCAUCGAGUCGUUUCCCACCAUCAAGUACUACUACGGCAAGAAGGAUCAGUUUGGUGAGGAGAUCCUGGAACAUAGCGACAAAGACCGGCUCUUGGACUUCGUCGAGAGCCGAGCGGAUCCCCAGGCUUGGGAUCAGAAGACUGCAGCCUUCGGACUUACGCCGGAGCAAGAAGAUGCAGGUUUGAGUGCAUCUUGGGGUGAUGGACAAUACAUGCAGCCGGCCGUUCGCUAUGGUGGUGGCCGGGUCGUGGAUUACUUCUCCCAAGACUGUGUGCAUUGCAAGCACCUGAAGCCAGUGUGGAAGAACGCACAGCACAUGUGGGCUGAGAAGCAUCCCGGUGCAAAGAACGUGGAGUGGGAGGAGAAGGAGUGCUUCGGAGCACGAUGGGAGCCUGGGAAGGACUAUGGUGAGUGCCAGACGCAGGGCAUUCAUAGCCUCCCGGAUCGGGACAAAAAGGAAUGA
Durusdinium trenchii is the source of this 570-nucleotide messenger RNA. NCBI's taxonomy places the organism in Eukaryota, Dinophyceae, Suessiales, Symbiodiniaceae. The record is from the annotation of a GenBank genome assembly.